Mus caroli (Ryukyu mouse) is the source of this 1637-nucleotide messenger RNA. The record is from RefSeq and is a predicted model, not a curated record. NCBI's taxonomy places the organism in Eukaryota, Metazoa, Chordata, Mammalia, Rodentia, Muridae.
AGGAUGCAUUGACCUUUGAUGAUGUGCAUGUUCACUUCACUCGGGAGGAAUGGUGCUUGCUGGAUCCAUCUCAGAAGAGACUUUACAAAGAUGUCAUGCUGGAGAACUACAGGAAUCUCACUGCUAUAGGCUACAGUUUGAAUGACCAUAACAUUGAAGAACAUUGUCAAAAUGAUAGAAGAUAUGGAAGGCACGAAAGAAGUUCUGCUGGGGAGAAACCCUAUGAAUAUACACAAUGGGAUAAAGCCUUCAAAUAUCACAGUCAUCUUCAAAAGCUUGAAAGAAACCAAACUCAAGACAAAAACUCUGAAGUCUUUCAACAUAGUAAAGUGCUUGCAUGUCAAAGUACUCUCCAAAGAAAUAAAAGAACAGAUACUAGAGAGAAAUGCUACAAAUGUAAUGAAUGUGAUAAAGCCUUUUUACAGCUCAAGUAUCUUCGAGUACAUGAAAAAACACAUUCUGGGAUGAAACCCUAUGAAUGUAAUCAAUGUGGUAAAGCCUUUUUACAUCUCAGCUAUCUUAGAAUUCAUGAAAGAACACAUACUGGAGAAAAACCUUACAAAUGUAAUGAAUGUGGUAAAGCCUUUACACAAAGGAGUCAUCUUCAAAGCCAUAAAAUAGUACAUACUGGAGUGAGACCCUACAUGUGUAAUCAGUGUAAUAAAGCCUAUCCACAGCGGAGUUAUCUCCGAAAACAUGAAAGAACACAUACUGGAGAGAAACCCUACACAUGUAAUCAAUGUGGUAAGGCCUUUUUACAACCCCUCUAUCUUCAAAUACAUGAAAGAACACAUACUGGAGAGAAACCCUACAAAUGUAAUCAGUGUGAUAAAGCCUUUGCACAUUUCACGUAUCUUCAAUUACAUGAAAGAAGACACACUGCAGAGAAACCCUAUGAAUGUAAUCAAUGUGGUAAAGCCUUUUUACAACCCCUCUAUCUUCAAAUACAUGAAAGAACACAUACUGGAGAGAAACCCUAUGAAUGUAAUCAAUGUGAUAAAGCCUUUGCACAUUUCAAGUAUCUUCGAGAACAUGAAAGAAGACACACUGCAGAGAAACCCUAUGAAUGUAAUCAAUGUGGUAAAGCCUUUUUAUAUCCCAGCAAUCUAAGAACACAUGAAAGUACACAUACUGGAGAGAAACCUUACCAAUGUAUUCAAUGUGAUAAAGCCUUUCCACAACUCAAGUGUCUUAGAUUACAUGAAAGAAGACAUACUGGAGAGAAACCCUAUGAAUGUAAUCAAUGUGGUAAAGCCUUUUUACAACCCUACUGUCUUCGAAUACAUGAAAGAACACAUACUGGAGAGAAACCCUACAAAUGUAAUCAAUGUGGUAAAGCCUUUUUACAACCCCACUAUCUUCGAAAACAUGAAAGAACACAUACAGGAGAGAAACCUUACCAGUGUAAUCAGUGUGAUAAAGCCUUUGCACAAGGCAAUAAUCUCAAAGUACAUACAAGGAUGCAUACUGGAGAGAAACCCUAUGAAUGUAAGGGAUUUGGUAAAGCCUUUGCACAUUACAAUACGCUCCAAUUACAUAAAAACGACCAUACUGAAGAAAUUCUAUGAAUGUAAUCACAGGGUGAACCAUUUGAAAAUCACAGUAGUCUCUGGAAACAAAAAAGGAACCAUCUAGGA